Saccoglossus kowalevskii is the source of this 1776-nucleotide messenger RNA. RefSeq lists its product as uncharacterized. Lineage: Eukaryota; Metazoa; Hemichordata; Enteropneusta; Harrimaniidae. The record is from RefSeq and is a predicted model, not a curated record.
UUCGUUGAAGAAGGUCCGUGCUUACAUUCAGCUCCAGAGCCAUCAUCCGUCACGAUGAUGCGUCCCUGUCUGUUAAUUGUGGCAAUGGUUGCCUUGGAGUUGUUUAUGGUGGAAGCGUCUCCAAAAGAAAUACUACAACGCUGGAAGAUUCGGCACGGGCAUGAGCAUCGGCAAUUUGAGUUCAAAGCAAAGACAAAAAACAAACAAUCUGGCGCAGAUGCAUCGAAAUCUAAAACUAACUCCCAGAAUGGUGAAUCUAUUCCCAAGAAACCUUUAGCAAAUCCUGAAGCGCAUAUCGCAACUACAGAGGAUGCCGACAUUGGAGAGGCAGAUCGUUCAAAUGCAACUAGUACAGUUGGUAUUGUCGGUGUUUGGGAGCUGGGCACUACUGUUUCGCCUAAUGAUGUUUACGAAAUAACAGGCACUGUAGAAGAAAUGCCCUCGGAUGAAGAUGCAAUUACGAUUGGUAUUGCCGACGUUGAGGAGGUGGACACUACGAAUUCGCCUAAUGUUGACGAAAUAACGGCAACUGUAGAAGAAAUGCCCUCGGAUGAAGAUGCAAUUACGAUUGGUAUUGCCGACGUUGAGGAGCUGGGCACUACUGUUUCGCCUAAUGUUGACGAAAUAACGGCAACUGUAGAAGAAAUGCCCUCUGGUGAAGAUGCAAUUACGAUUGGUAUUGCCGACGUUGAGGAGCUGGGCACUACUGUUUCGCCUAACGUUGACGAAAUAACGGCAACUGUAGAAGAAAUGCCCUCUGAUGAAAAUGCAAUUACGAUUGGUGUUGCCGACGUUGGGGAGGUAGGUACAACGAAUUCGCCAAAUGAUGUUGACGAAAUGACAGGCACUGUAGAAGAAAUGCCCUCUGAAGAUGCAAUUACGAUUGGUAUUGCCGGCGUUGGGGAGGUAGACAUAACUGCUACUGAGAAAGUGCUAUCUGGUGAAGGGAACGAACCUGUACACACUACUCAAUCAAGCUCUUCUUCCAGUGAAGGGGCUAAACCAGAAAAUGACGCUGAUUUGGUACAGGCUAAUUCAUUACACUGUGAUAUGGUGGAGGGAUUCGUCGAAACAUUGAAAGGCGUAAUCGACGAGUGUACUUCAUUUGAGAAAUGUACCAUGUACUGUGUUCAUAGUGAUAACGGCGUGUGUAACGAUGGCGGACCAGGAAGUACAAUGAAAGACUGCGAGUACGGCACGGAUUGCGCAGACUGUGGACCACGACCAGCCGUAUGCUCUAACGAAUGUGUAUGGGCGUACGAUGGUAUAUGCGACGAUGGUGCUACAGAGAGCUGUCUGAGCUUGUGCCAUUAUGGAAGUGAUUGUGGAGAUUGUGGUGCCAGGCCUGUAGUGUGCACUAAUGAUUGUACUUGGGAUUAUAACGGAGUCUGUGACGAUGGCGGUCCCGGUAGCGUUUACGACCAUUGCGAAUUUGGUACAGAUUGUGCCGACUGUGGAUUCCGCAAACCCUGAAUUACUAAUGCAAUAUACAAAUAAUGUAGUUUAUUUCUGCAGUGUGAUCAGUUCUUGUAAAUGUAUAUAGUAUGAUGUACAUUUUGUUAUAGUUAAUGUAUUUUUUUUUUAAAUACUUAAUGGAAUUUGUCUACAAUAUUUCUAUAUCAAAGUUGUAUACCGAGAGCGUAACUGAACAAGGUGUUAACAUUAACAAAUAGUUCAUCUGUCAGCAUGUGUUGCUCUUACACGCCAUAAGCUAUGAAUACUAGUAACUAUGUACCACGAUGAAUUUAAAAAAAAUAAACAAUUUCGCAAUAUGAA